AGCUGAUCUUCCGUGAUGGACCCAGAAGCAACCUCAGUUUCUGCGGAGUAUUUCUAUGCUACAAGCCAAAGUCCUGAUGACAUGGAGGAGACCCCCUCCCAUCUUCCUUACAUAUCUGUUUUCCUUCCCGUCUUUUAUACAGCCGUGUUCCUGGCUGGAGUGCUGGGGAACCUCAUCCUCAUGAGUGCCCUGUAUUUCAAACAAGGCAGCCGAAGACUGAUUGACAUCUUUAUCCUGAACCUGGCUGCUUCUGACUUCAUUUUCCUCGUCACGUUGCCUCUCUGGGUGGAUAAAGAAGCAUCUUCAGGACUGUGGAGAACAGGCUCUUUCCUGUGCAAAGGCAGCUCCUAUGUGAUCUCAGUCAACAUGCACUGCAGUGUCUUCCUGCUCACCUGCAUGAGUGUUGACCGCUACCUGGUCAUUGUGCAUCCAACCGUCUCCAGGAAAUUCAGAAGGAAAGACUGUGCCUAUGGAGUCUGUGCCAGUAUCUGGCUUAUCUCCUGCCUCCUGGGGUUGCCUACUGUUCUGUCCAGGGAGCUCACCCUGAUUAAUGAUAAGCCAUACUGUGCAGAGAAGAAGGCCACUUCGAUUAAACUGACUUGGGCCCUGGUGUCCUUAAUUUUUACCUUCUUCGCCCCUUUAGUGAGCAUUGUGACCUGCUACUGUUGCAUCACAAGGAAGCUGUGUGUCCAUUACCAGCAGCCUGGAAAGCAUAACAGAAAGCUGAGGAAAUCUAUAAAGAUCAUAUUUAUUGUUGUAUCAGUCUUCGUCUUCUCCUGGCUGCCCUUUAAUACUUUCAAGCUUCUGGCUAUUGUCUCUGGGUUUCAGCAAGAACUCUACUCAUCCUCAUCUGUCCCCCAACUGGGCAUGGAGGUGAGUGGACCCUUAGCAUUUUCCAACAGCUGUGUCAACCCUUUUAUUUACUAUAUCUUUGACAGCUACAUCCGCCGGGCCAUUGUGCACAGCUUGUGCCCUGGCCUGAAGAACUAUGACUUUGGGAGCAGCACUGAGACAUCAGACAGUCACCUUACUAAGUCUCUCUCCAACUUUGUUCAUGCAGAGAAUUUCGCCAGAAGAAGAAAGAGGUCUGUAUCACUCUAA
This is a messenger RNA of Pteronotus mesoamericanus, 1101 nucleotides long. RefSeq names its product G protein-coupled receptor 15 (gene GPR15). Gene Ontology annotation, molecular function: C-C chemokine binding; C-C chemokine receptor activity. The record is from RefSeq and is a predicted model, not a curated record. NCBI's taxonomy places the organism in Eukaryota, Metazoa, Chordata, Mammalia, Chiroptera, Mormoopidae. Gene Ontology annotation, biological process: cell chemotaxis; calcium-mediated signaling; G protein-coupled receptor signaling pathway. Gene Ontology annotation, cellular component: external side of plasma membrane; membrane. Bases 16 to 1101 code for a protein of 361 amino acids. The transcript has a single exon.